CAUCGUCAUGGAUAAACAGCCCACUGUGGUGUUUCGAAAUGUGGGGCAAGUGUACUUCCCCCAAACCAGGGUGGAGUGCCACUACAGUCUGACCUCAGACCACCAGUGGAGCAGCAGUGACUGGAUAGGGAUUUUUGAGAUGGGAUGGUCUUCAGUCAAACAGUACUACACAUACACAUGGGCUACUGUUCCUGAAGGCUACACUGAGGGAACCAGUGUCAACUACUGUGCAGUUUUCCAGGCAUCAUACCUGCCCCGCCCCAGUACUGUAGAGUACCAGUUUGCAUAUGUGGAUAAGAUGGGAGAGGUGUGCGCCUGUAGUCGUCCCUUCACUUUUUGUGCUCCCAAGCCGCUUGAGGAGCUUGAGACUCUGAAAGAAGAAGAAGAUGGAGAGGAUGGAGAAGAAGAGCUGCUCUUGGUCAUUCCCAGAGCUCAGCUGCUGCAGAGUCAGCUGGAGGAGUGCUUAAAAAAACAAGCAGAUUUACAGCGAGCGCUGGACGUAGCGAAAAAGGAGACGGAGAAUGAGAAAGAAAACAGCAGAGAGGCAAAAAGUGAAUGGGAAUAUGAAAAAGAAGCAAUGAAGGAGGAGAUCCUUGAGCUCAGAGACAGCCUGAGACACAGCCGCGAGAUGCUGAAGAGGACUGAGGGGAAACACAAGGAUGUGAAAUACAGUCACGAAACUCUGACCUCUGAGCUGAGUAAACUCGUGGCUGAAAAGGCUGAAAGUGAGCAGCGCUUCAAAGAGCUGGAAGAAGACGUCAAGGUUCUGGCUGAGCGAGAGAAAGAGCAAAACAAUGAACUGGAAAGGCUGAGAGAUAGAGUGAGGAAAAUGUCCUGUCAAAUGAAGCAUGAUGAGGAAAAGAGGAAGUCUCUGCAGAUGGAAAAUGAGGCUGCUCUGGAGGAGGCACAACUGCUUCAGGAACGUCUUGAGGCCAGUGACCAUACGGCAGAGUGCCUGCGUAGGGAGGUGAGGGAGCUGAGCACCCGGCAGGGUCAUACCCAUACUGAGCUGCACCAAGCCCGACUGCAAGUGGCCCAGCUCACCCUGCAGCUGUCUGAGGAGAACCUGCUCCUCAGGGAGGAGCGGGCCAAUUGGGCUCUGGAGAGAGAGGCAUACAGACAUGCAGCAGAAAUUGACAAAAAGAAGCUGCAAGAUCUGGGCUGUGAGGUGCAGAAGAAGGAAGAGUGGCUCCAGGAGGAGAGGAUGGAGAGGGAAAAACUAGAAGUCCAGCUUGGGAGAGAGAAAGAUUACAAUAAAGUGCUUUUGGGUGAGGCUAAGCGUGAGCUGCAGGAGCUGAAGGCCAGUUUGAGAACGAUCCAGAAAGAAAGGGAGGAGGAACAACUUCAAAAACAGGACUUGGUGAACUACAUUCAUCAGUUAGAGCAGAGGUUGGGGAUCGUGCCAGAAACAGUUUCCACAUGUGUCUCUUCCGGCUCCACCUCGGCGAAUGAUGAGAAUGCUUCCUCCCGGUCAGUCUCUUCACCUGCACUCCUGUCCACUCACCUGGAGCAGCCCGGCGGCGCUGAGAACCCUCCUGAGACGCAAAUGCAGAGUGAAGAAAACGCACCAGCCUCUGACACACAGGAUGGGCGCUGUGAACCCCCCGCUGGUGAAAGAAAGCAGUUGAUCCUACCGGAGCUCAUCAACCCCGUCCUCAGUGAGCUGGCUGACUCCCCCAUGUGGUAACACAGGGACGGACAGCAGGUUUCCUGGGUAAUGAGCUUAUACCUCAAGCGUGUCUGUAUUCAAAGAAAACAUUUGCAAGUCUUAAGUGAGCUGAUUUUUUUCUUGUUUUAUUUGUGUGGUUUAUGGUUUUAAUUCUGAUUCAGAAUUAGUGACACUUUGAAUUAAGG
Molecule: messenger RNA, 1854 nt
Organism: Archocentrus centrarchus (flier cichlid)
Lineage: Eukaryota; Metazoa; Chordata; Actinopteri; Cichliformes; Cichlidae
Product: calcium-binding and coiled-coil domain-containing protein 1-like
Exons: 13
Coding region: 8-1687 (559 amino acids)
Biological process (GO): positive regulation of transcription by RNA polymerase II
Molecular function (GO): transcription coactivator activity
Source: RefSeq, a predicted model, not a curated record